Molecule: messenger RNA, 1221 nt
Organism: Ophidiomyces ophidiicola
Lineage: Eukaryota; Fungi; Ascomycota; Eurotiomycetes; Onygenales; Onygenaceae
Exons: 5
Coding region: 1-1221 (406 amino acids)
Biological process (GO): proteolysis
Molecular function (GO): serine-type endopeptidase activity
Source: RefSeq, a predicted model, not a curated record
AUGCAUUUUUUGAAGUCCAGUUUCCUAUUUUUGCUGCCCCUUGUGGCGGCAAGCCCUCUACCACAAGAGGACAGUGACAUUGUCCCUGGAAAAUAUAUUGUCACCCUCAAAGAUGGCGUCACGCAGGCAGAUAUUGAAUCUCACAAGAGCUGGGUCUCCUCCAUACACAGUUCUAACCUUGCGGCAGCGGCAGCGGCAGGCCGUACUGGAUUGGAGUCAGACGGUAUUCGCAAAGUGUUCCAAAUCCACGACUUCAAGGCAUACUCUGGUUCAUUUGACGCCAAAACUGCAGAGGACAUCAGACGCAAUCCACUGGUGAAAUCCGUUAGUCCAGACCGAAAGGUAUAUCUCGCUUCUCCUGUCCAACAAAACGACGCUGGAUGGAAUUUGGGCCAUAUGUCAAGCAAGGGAAGACAAUCCUGGACCUAUAAAUAUGAUAGUUCCGCUGGAGAAGGAGUGUGGGCUUAUGUGUUGGACUCUGGUAUCAACGUUAACCACAUUGACUUCGAAGGCCGUGCAAUCUUGGGGUACAAUGCGUUGAAAACAAUCCCCCAUGCUGAUAACUUGGGACACGGCACAUACGUAGCGGGUGUCAUCGCCUCAAAAACAUAUGGAGUAGCUAAGAAGGCGACAGUGGUGUCGGCUAAAGCAUUCGACACUGGCUCGACCACAUACGAUUUUAUUUUCGAUGCUUUCAACUGGAUUGUCAAAAAUAUCACAGACAGUAGCCGGCAGAAGAAGGCGGUUAUCAAUAUGAGUAUUACCAGUGCCAAAUAUCAGGAGUUCGACGAUGCCGUUGAAGCUGCCAUCAAAUCUGGAAUCACAGUAGUUGUUGCAGCUGGCAACAACGGGAAAGACGCAAUGAACAACACUCCAGCAUCUGCACCCAACGCAAUCACUGUAGGCGCUUUCCGUUUCGAUAACACUCGCUCGUAUUUCUCGAAUUAUGGAAAAGUCGUGGACCUUUUUGCUCCUGGUGAGAGAAUCCUCUCCACUUGGAAGGGAGCCAACAACAACGGGACAAACAAGGCGGAUGGAACCUCGGUCGCAGCACCCCAUGUUGCUGGUCUGGUUGCAUAUUUGAUGGCUAGGGAAGACUUUGCUACCCCUGCCGAUGUGACCAAGAAGGUCCUAGGGCUCGCAAUCCCCAACUUGGUCAAGAACCCAGGCACCGGUAGCCCUAACCUUCUGGCAUACAACGGCAUCAAUGAAGAGAAGUGA